AUGUCUCGUGUCUCAACUCCACCACAGACUCCAACACACGCUGUUCUGAACGGCCUCACAACUCCUCAAAGCUCCCCAGGAUCUGAUGUCCCUCCUAAGCCCCGAGUUGUCGAGAACUUCCGCCCUAUCAGCGUCAUCAUCAUUGGCGCUGGCUUUUCUGGAAUCUACUGCGGCAUUCGCAUACCUGAACGACUUCGUAAUGUCAAGUUGACGAUAUACGAGAAGAACUCCGGGAUUGGAGGGACGUGGUAUGAAAAUCGGUACCCAGGCUGCGCUUGUGAUAUUCCAUCACACUCAUAUCAGUACACAUUCGCACCCAAUCCUAAUUGGAGCCAGUCUCACGCUCCAGGACCUGAGAUUCUACAAUAUCUCGAGUCCGUAACAAAACGCUACUCGGUAGACCGCUUCAUCAAAACCUCGCACAAGGUUCUUGACGCGAGAUGGGAUGAGAAGGCGUCGCAGUGGCAUGUCACUGUCAAGAGCCUACAGACUGGAGAGACUUUAGAGGAUACGGCGGAUGUUGUCAUCAGCGCCCGGGGCACUCUGAACGAGAGGUCCUGGCCUGAUAUCCCGGGACUUCAGGACAUGAAGAUCCCGGUCAUGUAUUCUGCGUCUUGGGAUGAGAGUGUCAACUUUGAGAACAAGAGAAUCGGUGUCAUUGGCGGUGGAAGCAGUGCGAUUCAGAUCAUCCCCAACUUGCAGAAGUUACCUGGAACUACGCUCAGCUGCUUUGUUCGAAGCAAGACAUGGAUAUCCAAGCCGAUUGGCGAAUCCGUGAUGAAGAGUCUUGGAAUAGAUGACGAACAAAGAAAGAAGUUUGCAACCGACCCUGAGUACUACCUCAACUUUCGAACUGCGAUCGAAAGAGAUGGCAACUCGGCUCAUUCUCUCACCAUGAAGGACUCCCAGAUGCAGAAGCUUGCACGAGAGGAUCUAAUCGCACUCAUGCGAAAGAAGCUAGAGAGUAAACCGAACAUCUUUGAGUCGCUGCUACCAGACUUUGGGGUGACCUGUCGACGACUAACACCAGGCCCGGGAUAUCUCGAGGCCCUCGUCGAAGACAACGUUGAGUUCAUCAAUACUCCCAUCACCAGAGCGACAGAGUCAGGAUUAGUUCUGAAGAGCUCAGAGGAAAAGAAGCUGGACAUUCUGGUUUGCGCCACUGGGUUCCAAACCUCCGCUCCUCCACCAUUCCCAGUGAUUGGAAAGAAUGGCCAGACGAUGCAGCAACGAUUUGAGCCCUAUGCAGAGACGUACCUAUCUCUCGCUACAGAUGGUUUCCCCAACUACUUCAUGAUGCUGGGUCCAAACGCUGCGAUCGGCACUGGCCCUCUAACAACUAUGAUCGAAAGGACCGGGGACUACAUCGUCAAGUGUAUACGAAAACUCCAAAAGGAAGGCAUCUCAAGCAUGGAGCCAAAAUCAUCACGAGUCAAAGACUUCUCCAAGAUCAUCGACGAGUACUUCAAAGGAACAGUGUACCUCGACAGCUGCAGCAGCUGGUACAAAAACAAGGGGGGCAGAGGUGACCGGAUAACAGGUGUGUGGCCAGGGAGUGCGUUGCACGCCAUGGAAACUCUGCGUUCGCCCCGCUGGGAGGAUUUCGACUACGUGUACAGUGAGGAUAGGGAUGGAGAAGAGGGGAACAGGUUGGCUUGGCUUGGAGAUGGGUGGUCUGCGGCGCAAGUUGACCCUGGAGAAGGCGAGCUGGCACAUUUCCUGCAACCAGAGCUCAUUGACAUUCCAUCGGAGCCUUUUCCCGAGGAUACGCCUGUGUUUAGGAUGCUUCCUUUCUCCCAUUAG
Molecule: messenger RNA, 1803 nt
Organism: Fusarium vanettenii 77-13-4
Lineage: Eukaryota; Fungi; Ascomycota; Sordariomycetes; Hypocreales; Nectriaceae
Exons: 5
Coding region: 1-1803 (600 amino acids)
Source: RefSeq, a predicted model, not a curated record